Molecule: messenger RNA, 843 nt
Organism: Cyphomyrmex costatus
Lineage: Eukaryota; Metazoa; Arthropoda; Insecta; Hymenoptera; Formicidae
Gene: dcma
Product: decima
Exons: 5
Coding region: 1-726 (241 amino acids)
Cellular component (GO): membrane
Source: RefSeq, a predicted model, not a curated record
AUGACGGAUUCCCCGACACCAUCGACCAGCAGACAUCACGACGACAAAUGCGACAAGCCCGAGAGAUCCGAUAAGACGGUGUUACUGCAAAUCCAGGACAUAAAUAGUCAGGUAGCGCAGUUCCGAGAUUUGCUCAUUAACAUCGGACAACCGCGCGACUGUCCGGAGCUACGUGAAAAAAUACGGAAACUGCGUCGCAACUGCGUGGAGGCUUGCAAGAGUACAUCUCAACUGGUACUGCCGCAUGUGCAAAGCGCUAUGGACGUCGGAAUACCGGUUGACAGUCCAAAUCUGGUGCUGUUGUUUUACGUGGCUCAACUCUUCUUACGCGAACUGCACAAGAGUAAAAACCUCAUAUCCAUCAUACCCAUGGAUAUGUCCGGAUAUUACGAGAACCGCGCUGGUCCCUCGUAUAUCGGCAAUGUGGUCUCGCAGAUCCUCCUGUGCAAACAGAUUAGACCGGACUUCAACGAGGAGGAGCUCUGCAGCAUCCGAAAGGACUCGGAAGAGAUCGGCCAGCUGAUAGCGGAGCUACAAGAAUUUAUGCCCCAAUCUGAGGCUGACACGGAGAAACCGGUGGCUCUCCACAAUCCUGGGAACAAAAUCAAUCGGAACAACGGAACACGGAGGAUGCACCGAUGGAGCAGCAACAGAGACCGACAAUCGUCCUACUUCCGCAACGGUUUCAGAUUUCUGUGCUGCGCCGCGAGUACUAAUUACGUUUAACGUACAUAUAAUUCAUCUCGAUUCAUUAAAACGUAAUAUAGUUCCGAUUAAUUUAAUAAUGAAUAAUUAAUACGCACUGAUAUUUUCCGCAGUGAUUUCAACGCUAAAUUCCCUAAA